UUAUGUUUGUAUAAUCAAAGAACAAACGUUUUGUCUUUUGUAUUAACUAUUAAGAGUUAAGACUAAGUGAAAUUUGAAUAGUGAAUAGUGAUACUAAAAAUUGUAUUACGAUUUAAAAAUUUAAAAUAAUAUGAAAAUAUAAACUCUUUUUUUUUGGUUGUGUGUACUCUAUUAAAAAUAAAAUGGCUCUUGCUAGUAUGCAAAGAAAAACCAAUGUACGAUUGCCUCCAGAAAUUAAUAGGGUUCUUUACAUAAGGAACUUACCUUAUAAAAUAACAGCCGAAGAAAUGUAUGAUAUUUUUGGAAAAUAUGGUGCCAUUCGUCAAAUUAGAGUAGGCAACACUCCAGAUACAAGAGGAACUGCAUUUGUAGUAUAUGAAGAUAUAUUUGAUGCAAAGAAUGCCUGUGAUCACUUGUCUGGAUUCAAUGUGUGCAACCGAUACCUAGUCGUCUUAUAUUAUCAGUCAACCAAAGCAUUUAAAAAAUUGGAUACAGACAAGAAGAAAGCCGAAUUAGAAAAAGUCAAAAUGAAAUAUGGCCUCAGUGAAGAAAAUUAGAUCUAAUUAUAGACUAGUAAUUUUUUCUGCUGAUAACUGAUUGAAAAAUACAUAUAAUGUGCAUGAUAUUGAUUAACUAUAUAACAGAAUAUGUAAAUAUUAAAUUAAAAUUAUAGAUAUAACUUUGAUGUAUCUAAUUUUAAAAAUAUUCAACUAUAAGCA
Molecule: messenger RNA, 719 nt
Organism: Diuraphis noxia (Russian wheat aphid)
Lineage: Eukaryota; Metazoa; Arthropoda; Insecta; Hemiptera; Aphididae
Gene: Sf3b6
Product: splicing factor 3b subunit 6
Cellular component (GO): cytoplasm; nucleus
Molecular function (GO): mRNA binding
Source: RefSeq, a predicted model, not a curated record